AUGAAAUUAUUCUUUUUAACACGAAACUAUGCACGUUGCUUAUCUUCUAUAUGUGGUGGGUUUUUAGGAAGUUUUAUUUUCUAUAUAGCAUUAGAUAUUUUUACGCGUAAAUCAUUUAUUCUUAAAACCCUCGACAUUAAUUACCGUCAACGACCUGAGUGUAUAUGUUCAAGACCUAAAUUACCACAGUUGUCUUCUCAUAUCUUAUUAAAUGAAAAACAACCAUCAUUCUGUAGUCUUUACAGUUCACAACGUGGACCACAUCAACGGAUUAUUUCAAUUAGUCUUUCCGGGCCAAACGGAGUUCAAAAAUUUGAAAUUCAUCGAACACUGAACUAUCUUAAGCUUCUUAUAAAAGAUGUUCAUACAAUUUAUUCCGAUGGAUAUAUAUUACGUGUUUAUCACGAUGAUAAAAUAAAUGCAACGGAUAUUAUUUGUCCAAUUGAAUGUGAACAUUCAAACGUUGAUUUUUGUAAUAUGCAAAAUAAAAUGUUUAUACCACCAGACAUUUGGCGUUUUAUACCUGCUGGUGAUCCACUAGUUGAUAUUAUGAUAAGUCGUAAUCUUGAGUCAGCUUUGACAAAACGAGAACGUGCAGCUGUUAAUGCAUGGUUAGCUUCAAAAAAAUCAUUUCAUGUAAUGCGCGAUCAUCCUACACAUAAAAUGCGCAUGCUUGCCGGUAUGUGGGGUUUUCGACCAUCUUUAAAUCGAUCUUUAUCUCGUUUAAUACUUAAUAAAAUUCAUAACCGAGAAUUAAUUAAGCAAUAUACUGAUCGUGCUGAUCAAUUAUUUCUUUCUUCUCAUGUUUGGCCAUUUGCAACAUCAAGUCUACUUAUUCAUGACAGCUUCUAUUGUAUGAGUAAAUUGGGACAUAAGACAGAACCAUUUCCAACACAACGACCAUCAGCUAACGCAACAAACUGUUAUGUAGGCUGUACACGAACAUGUUGUGGUCACGGAAAACUACCAUUUGGACCUUGUCCAAAACAAUGUCGACCAAAAAACCAUCCAGAAUGGACUUAUUGUUAG
Molecule: messenger RNA, 1029 nt
Organism: Rotaria socialis
Lineage: Eukaryota; Metazoa; Rotifera; Eurotatoria; Philodinida; Philodinidae
Source: the annotation of a GenBank genome assembly